AUGUUUUGUGCUGCUGAUAUCCAUUUCAUCUUUCUCUUCUCCUUCGUCCUUUCUUCUCUGCUGAUAUUGCGUCUACUUGUUGAUCUCUACUCUGUUCUCUCUCCUGCUUUUGUUAUGCGCUGUUUCCUAUCAUUGUUAUCUUUCGCUUCGCUUUGCUCAGAUACCUUGUUCGAUAUACAGAUUGCAGUAUUUGCUUAUCCUGGAAUUUAUGUCUACUCUGAUUUGAUCAUCUGCCGUGUAAAUUUGUCUUGGCAUGAGCGGAUUGUAUGGGAGACAGAUGCUCACCAUGGCUGGCUUGGAUGUGUACUCUCAAGACAAGAGAACCAACAAGCCUGGCUUAAUCAGAGACGGGGGAGAAAAAGGUGUGGAGAUGGUUCUUGA
Colletotrichum paranaense is the source of this 381-nucleotide messenger RNA. RefSeq lists its product as uncharacterized. NCBI's taxonomy places the organism in Eukaryota, Fungi, Ascomycota, Sordariomycetes, Glomerellales, Glomerellaceae. The record is from RefSeq and is a predicted model, not a curated record. Bases 1 to 381 code for a protein of 126 amino acids. The transcript has a single exon.